Molecule: messenger RNA, 4412 nt
Organism: Crotalus tigris (Tiger rattlesnake)
Lineage: Eukaryota; Metazoa; Chordata; Lepidosauria; Squamata; Viperidae
Gene: PRPH2
Product: peripherin 2
Exons: 3
Coding region: 745-1803 (352 amino acids)
Biological process (GO): visual perception
Cellular component (GO): membrane
Source: RefSeq, a predicted model, not a curated record
CCUGUGAUGAUUUAGUAAAGUUGUCACAAUUAAGCUGGUAAUUCUUGUUUUUAUCUUUAAAAUGCCUAGAUUGAAAACCAUUGAAAACAUGACCUAAUUCCAUCCCCAAAAUGCCUAAGUCCCAGAGCAUGUCAUUCAAGGUGAGUGACAUAAGGAUAAGUGGUAUGAUAGACUGUCUCAUUUGUAGGUCAGUGUAUGAAAAGCACCUGGUAUAGGUUUCAAAACUUAUUUCCUGAGGAGAUGGAAUCUAGGAACCGGGAAACUUUUUAUAUCUUCUUUUUCAGUCAUAUCAUGUGAAAGCACAAAUCUGCCAAAUAGUAAAAUGAAAGGAUUAUUUUCUUGGCUUAUCUGUGGACAGAGAUUUCUUAAAUUGGAUUACACUAAUUAGUAUUGGAAUGACGUAGUAUAGAUCCAGCUUUAAUUAUUUGAAAUUGAAACAGUUUCUCCUUUGUAUAGAAGGGACGACCACAAAUAGUUGCAUAUCUUAUUUGCCAAUAAUUUUUUAUUAAUGUGAUUUUUUUAAAAAAAAAAACUUCAAAUCUUGCCGAUUUGAAAAAUGUAUCUGCACUUCUUCAAUUUUGGGUUGAGGAAGAUGGAAAAACUAAAUAAUGUCCCGGCAAGACGGAUGCCCCUUUGAAUCUUUAAGGCCUGAGUGGUGGCAUAUUUUUCCAGUUCUACUCUUAACCCUUUUCAAAGAAGGGGUGAUUUGAGGAGAAGCUUGGUACAACCAGCGUUGCGAAAAAGAUGGCAGUGAUGAAAAUCAAGUUUAACCAGAAGAAACGAGUAAAACUAGCACAAGGAUUAUGGCUCAUGAAUUGGUUUUCAGUGUUUGCUGGAAUUGUUGUUUUUUCUAUGGGACUUUUCCUAAAAAUUGAGCUCAGGAAGCGAAGUGAAAUGAUGGACAAUUCUGAAAGCCACUUUGUGCCCAACUCUUUAAUACUGGUAGGUCUACUUGCCUGUGCGUCUAAUGCUCUUGCUGGCAAGAUAUGCUACGAUUCCCUGGAUCCUGCUAAAUUUGAAAAAUGGAAAUUUUUCCUGAAACUCUAUUUAGCCAUAUGUGUAAUUUUUAAUGUCUUCAUUUUUUUAAUUGCUCUUAUUUGCUUUCUGAUGAGGGGUUCUCUUGACAGUACACUGUCAGAAGGGUUAAAAAAUAGUAUGAAGUUCUACCGUGACACAGAUACUCCAGGAAGGUGCUUCAUGAAGAAGACAAUUGAUAUGCUCCAGAUUGAGUUCAAAUGCUGUGGAAAUAAUGGUUACAGAGACUGGUUUGAGAUUCAGUGGAUCAGCAACCGAUACUUAGAUUUUGGUUCCAAGGAAGUGAAAGAUCGCAUUAAAAGUAACGUGGAUGGCAAAUAUUUGGUGGACAGUGUUCCCUUCAGCUGCUGCAAUCCAAGUUCUCCACGGCCAUGCAUCCAGUACCAGGUUUCUAAUAACUCAGCUCACUACAGUUAUGACUACCAAACAGAAGAGCUCAAUCUAUGGACUCGUGGCUGCAGAGAGUCUCUGCUUAAUUACUUCAGCGGCAUAAUGACCUCCAUGGGAGUGGUUGUCCUCUUUGUCUGGCUUUUUGAGAUGUUAAUAAUGAUAGGGUUGCGCCUGUUGCAUACCUCUCUGGAAAAUAUCACCAAUCCAGAAGAUCCUGAAUGUGAAAGUGAAGGAUGGGUCCUGGAGAAGAGCCUGAAAGAUACUUUUAAAUCCACCCUGGAAAAUUUGAAAAAUAUUGGUAAGGGAAACCAAGUGAAUGCUGGUGAAGGUGCAGGAGACGAAGGUGCAAAACCCCAAGCUGUUGCAACCGUCAGCUGAGUUUCCCAGCUAACAUGACUUUACCUAGACUGAAAAUUAUGAAUUCUAACUUUUGAAAAAUGAGCCAUCACAGCUACAUAUUUGUUUAUUAAUAACACUUAACAUUAAAGCAAGUAUAUAAGGCAUUAGGGUCUUUCAUAUUAAAAUUCAAGCAUUAACUUCUAUUUUGGAAUUCUGGCACUGAGCAUUUUGCUGUGGAUCCCUGGAACUGGAAACCAAGGAAGAAAUGUAAUUAUUUUUUGUAUUUUAAGUUUACAAAUAUUUGGAAAAUAUGUAUCCUGGAUUAUGCGUACCUAUGAUAGGACAAAAAAAAAUUUGACUGGAAAAUUAGAAAGGUAUAUAGAAAAAUGCAUUUUAAUUUUCUUUUUCUUUUUGGACAAAAGCAGAUAUUUAAAAUUGCAAUUGAAGAAGUGUAUUCAAUCAUGAUUAUAGCAAUAACAAAGUUAGUUGCACUGAAUUUUUAUGCACUGACAGAAAUUGGUAAUUUUAUAAAACAAGAGAGCUUUGCAAACCAGUAUAACUUUUAACCUAAGUUGCUGACACUUGCUCAUCUGUAAAUCUGGUGCAAAAACUAAGCUGUCUUUUAAGAAGGAAUCAUGAAGCCCUAUUUGUAACCCUCAUCAAAAUAAAGUUAUCACAUUCAGUAAAUGGGGUUAAGGAUUUUUUCCUGGCAUUGAGAAGCAAGUAAAAAGAUUUGCACUUUAAUUUAGUGAAUUAGGUGCUAUGUAGAAAGACUUGGAGUUUCCUGUUAUGGUAAUAUAUUGAAUAUUACUGUUUCAAUGCAUUUUAAUACAAAAUGUAUUCACUAAGAUUGUCUAAUGUUAUAUUAUUCUGCAGGUAUCUUUUAAUGUUUAUAAGCUUGAGUGAAGCAUGGAGAGUUAAAUAAAUAUCUGUCUUAUAUGACACAGACACUACACAAACACAUCUUUGCCAGGUGAGCCUUUCCCAGGAAAAAGCAGAGAAAUCUGCCUAUUAAUCAGCAGUCUAGUUAGAUGUGGAACUGAGCCAACCCAAAAUUCUUGUAGCCUUUGAUAAGAGUAAUAAUGCACAAGCUAAUGUUAUGAUCAAUAAAAAAACAGCAUAAAGUUGCUCAAAGAGACAAGUAGCAGCAAAGACUGUUACAGACAGGAGGUGCUUGUUGACGAAGCGUCUUCUGAGGUCUAAGUUAAAUUAUAUUUAAGAUUGGCAGCUGUUUUCACUGGUGCCCAUUUUCCUAGUUUUGGGCCCUGGAUUCCAUUUAUUUGGAAGAGGCAGCAACUAAAACUAGGAUCUUUGCUUGACUGAUGGCAUUGUAAUGGUGCAGAAAAUAGAAAAUCAGCAAGUGGUUGGUAAUUUUCUCCUAGUUAUGAAGCUCCAGCCAUGAAAAGAAUAGCAAAACUUUUGAAAUAAAAAAUGUGAUACUGAAGAUGAUAUGAAAUGGAAUAUGGUUGAAAGCUUAUAUGAUCAAGGAAGGGAGUUAGCAAUAAAAAAGUAGGGUAGGAGAGGUAGAGAAGGUAGAAAUACCACAAGGAAUUAUUACUGUAAUAGUCCCAAUAAGAGGCAAUAAUGUUCAGGCAAGGAUUUUAAUAACAGCACUUAUGUCAAGUGUCAAAACUGAAGAACUGUCACUUUUGAUAAUUGCCUGAAUAUGAGAAGUAGGAAAAUCUUUAUACCUUUAUUCAAUUCUGCAUACGCUAUCUUUCUUCUGAAGUGGUCAUUUUGCUUGCAUUUUUUGUAAUGACAUUUUGGGGAUUUCCCCAAAUAAUAUCCAAAUCCUACUAUAUAUGCUGGUAUAUUUUAAAGUAUUAGUACAGUCCUCUGAGUCUUUGCUGAGUUUUGUGAUUGUUCCAUGAUAGCUUUUGAAACCAGAGAUGAAAAGUAGGAAAAUGGAAAUCUAUUUCCCACAAUUGGAAGACCCAGUAUGAACAUAAUAUGAUAACAGAAUCCUUAGAUUUUGUAGAAUCCUUGUUUAUCAUGGAUCUAAUUAGAUGAAUAUGGGUUAACUAUUCAUAUAAAGCAAUUGGUAAAAAGUUUAAUUAGGAAGAUUUCAGAAAUCUCAUUGGGGCUAUUUCACCGUGCUAAUUCUUUGUAUGUUAUACAAAUGUUCUGUAAAUAUUCCAGAAUUUUAUUGUAUUGUAUUAAAAAUUUCCUCAAAUCUAAACAUAUUCAAUUCAAACUAUCAUUUUUCAUUGAAAGGAGUUUUAUCCAGUUUCAUUUUUUUACUCAAUACUUUCUUUUAUUGCCGUAUCAGAAAAUGCAAAUUUAUUUCCAGUUUCCAAUAAUCACAAGGAUAUUCAUUGUAAUCAGUAAAAAGACAAUCAGAUUUGUGUCCCACAUCACAAUUACGUAUAUUUUUUUGUUUGAGAAUUUGUUCUUGUUUCCUUGAAGGAGCGUCACCUCAAUUAUUAUGUUGCUUUCUUGGGAUCAAAAGAAGGAAGAGAGUGGAAAUAUCUUCAAUUUGAUUUAGCUAAUCGUUUUUCAGUAAGAUGUCCUAGUAUUAAAACUACUAGGCAUAUGAUCAGGCAUAUUUCUAGAAAUCAUAAAAACACUAUUGUAGAAGAUGGGAAUUCAUAUUCUAUUAUGCAGUUUGUAAUAAUUGUCCUGUCAAAUAAAAGAGGUUAUAGAUAUGA